Erinaceus europaeus (western European hedgehog) is the source of this 2319-nucleotide messenger RNA. RefSeq names its product Bet1 golgi vesicular membrane trafficking protein like (gene BET1L). The record is from RefSeq and is a predicted model, not a curated record. Gene Ontology annotation, cellular component: Golgi trans cisterna; SNARE complex. The transcript has 4 exons. Gene Ontology annotation, biological process: regulation of retrograde vesicle-mediated transport, Golgi to ER; retrograde transport, endosome to Golgi. Gene Ontology annotation, molecular function: SNAP receptor activity. Bases 252 to 680 code for a protein of 142 amino acids. Lineage: Eukaryota; Metazoa; Chordata; Mammalia; Eulipotyphla; Erinaceidae.
GGCGGGGCCUGCUCGCCGGGGGCGGGGCCUGGCGUGUCGCGCUCGCAGUGUUUCCUCCGUGGCCGCGGUCGCCCCUCUGUCGCCGUCCGACCCGGGGCCGCCCGGUACUGCCCGCCCCCGCCUGGAAGUGGGGAGAUCGAGCCGCGGAGGGGCGGAGCCCUGGGCGGAAGGGGCGGACCCGGAAAUCCCUCGGGGGCUGCGCCACGUCCGAGGAGGCCUUAGCCGCCGUGCGGGAGUCGCCGCCGGGCACGAUGGCAGACUGGACCCGGGCUCAGAGCCCAGAUGCUGUGGAGGGUCUUCUAGACCGAGAGAACAAGCGGAUGGCUGACAGCCUGGCUACCAAGGUUACCAGGCUCAAAUCGCUGGCCCUGGACAUCGACAGGGACGCAGAGGAUCACAACCGGUAUUUGGAUGGCAUGGUAAGGGAUCGCGGACUCAGAUUUCGCCAGUGUGACAGGCCUCUUAACUGGGAGUGUGAAGCGCUUCUCUACAAUGGCACGGUCUGGGAGAGACAACCGGAAGCUUCUGUGUGGCGUGGCUAUGGGCCUGGUUGUGGCCUUCUUCAUUCUGUUCUACUUACUGUCCAGAGCAAGGACGUGAGCCCAUGGGAGCCACCGGGAGCUGGCUUCUGGGGGUGCUGGGGCAGGCUUUGUAUCCCCUGCUUGGUGCCCUGGCUGUGAAAUACCUUGUAAAAUGAUGACCGUGGCUUGAACCUCCUUGUGUGUCGGGAGGUCACGCUCCCUCCUACCAGUGAGCUUGUGCUGUCUGGUGCCUUGGGUGCAGGGGCCCUUUCUGGGGAGCCUGGCCCCUUUAUAACCCUUUGCACCAGCAGCGAGAGGUGUGAUAGCCUCAGAGAGUCCCGGGCAGGGCACUGUUACUGGCAGCCUCCCUCCGGCCUCAGGCUCUGCUGUCACGACUCUUAGGCUGUUCUUGACAUCCGGCUGAGGCCACGUCUGGCGUGUGAAGUGGCUGGAGCUGACUCAGAAGGGCUGCGUGACAUUGGCCCUCAGAUCAGCACCUCCUCCUCUACCCAGAGGCCUCAGCCGUGAGGUGGCAGUUACUCCCUGCUAGGAGUGCUGGGUGCCAGCAGAGCAGUGUGAGCCCAAGGUCCUACCUGAAGACCUGUGACUGGAACUGGACCUGGGGAGAGACAGGAGGCAGGACGGGAAGGACGGGAGACAGGACGAGGAGUGGACCGCGCUGGGCCCUAACCCUCGGUGGUGGCACUGUGUGUCCAUGAGCGGUCUUGAGCUUGUGCUCAGGACCCAGCCUUCACCGAAGAUGUAUUUCCAGACUCCAGGCCUCGAAUUGAGAGUGCCCCCAGGGACGCUCAGACGGUCAGCUCUUGAGUGUCUUGGGGCAGCUUCCCAGCUGCCUUUCAACUCUGCCUUUCCUCUCCCAACAAGUCCACCCUGGGGGAUGGGGGCUCUGACCUGUGCAGAUGCCCCCCACCAGGCACUCGCAGCCUUAGGGCUGAUUUCUCUCUGACACAACCACCUGGCUGUCUUUGUUUCACGUCUCCUGGCUGAGCUCCUCAGCCUUCCGCAGGGGAGGGUCUCCCGGACCCUGGUGGCUGUGUUCUGACUGCCCUGCACCUGCUCACCUCUGAGGCCCCUGUUGCUCCGUGCAUCUGGGCUGCUGGCUCCCCUGCCUUCCUGGGCUUCCAGACAGGCCAUGCUGCCUGUAGUGGCCCUGCCGGGUCCCGCUUGGCCCUCAUGACCCUCCGUGCUUUCCUCUGUUGCUGCCUGUCCCUGUCUGUGGAGUGUCUGUGGGGACUCACUGGGAGCCGAACGCUGUGUCUUUCCCUCACCCCCUUUUCACCUGUGUGGUCCUGCCCCCACUUUGGCAACCCCAGGAUGCCCUAGCCAUGCCUUCCCACUUUGCCCAGACUAGUGGAGUUGGGGUUUUGUGCUCGAGCAGUGCUCUGCAUGCUUGAUAGCCUCAGCUGUCUCCCGCCAGGGCUCUGUCCUUGUCCCCACCAUAGCUCUGCAGCCCUCCAGCUGCUUGGGAUCCCGGUCUUCCUGUCUGCUUCACGUUUGACUUCUCGUUCUUGCGUUGCGAGCAAGUCCACGGAGGAGAUGGUGGCUCUCCAGCCGUGGUGUGACAGAGCAGGGUCUCUGUGCAACAACCAAGCCCACCACAGAUGGGGGUCACUGACUGAUCCCUGAUGCUGGUGGGACCCAAAGGACUUGAGGACUCAGGCUUUGUCCGUGAGGACUGUCAGGACCUGUCCUGUACGUUUGGGGCCAACGUCAUGUAACUUAAGGCCAAGACAUCAAACAAGGAAGUCUGGAAUAAAUAGCUUUGUGGCCAAGGGAA